CCAGACGGCGCACCGCAGGCAGACAGACAUCUUCAAAUGAAUGAACAAAAUAUUGUCACCGCACUGAGCGAAACAAUAAUCAUGAAACAAACGCACGCUUCACUGAGCUCGUGUUCGAAGCACGAGUUAAUGAAUCCGCUCCCCCGAUAUAUCCUCUUUCUGAAUACAAACCAACCGUCUGGCUCUCGCUCGCUAGUCUGAUUGCGCUGUGGAUUCGCAAUUCCGAGACAAUUUGAAAACAAAUAAUUCAGAUCCCAGCCAGACUUUGCCAAAGGCAAGACACACGGCAGCUCACAGCACUGCGGGCAAGGUUCGGUCCGACCGGAACAGGAGAGAGGAGGAUUGAGAGAAAGCGAUAGGCGCGUUCACACAGGGAUAACAGCUGGACUGGAUAUGCAAAUAAGCUGCCAGGAAUGAGGGCACGGAGCACCCACGAGUCUUCUCAAGUAUUUGAUCGAUAGGGGAUAUUAGGGUCAGCUAGCCAGAGCGGGCGCAGUUAUAAACAACUCAAUGAAGGCGCGCUCACUCGGAGCAAGUUGAGAAACUGUGCAUCACAGACUGUCAAAACCCAACGCGACGUUUAACAUAGUCAGCUAUCAAAUAGGCUACAAGUCUACUUUUGCAACAACAUGUCAGUGUUUUGUCAGAAGGACAGCAGGGUUUGAAUGUCUCGGACUGGGAGGAAAUAAAUUGGCAGCCCUAAGGUUUUCGAAAUGCCAGAGAAUGUUUCGUUCUCCAGGAACCGCACAGAACUGGAAGCGCGGCCGGGGGCGCGUCCCGCAUGGGCUAUCACUGUGCUGGCCAGCGUGCUGAUCUUCACCACGGUGGUGGAUGUCCUGGGCAACUUGCUGGUUAUCAUUUCAGUGCUUAGGAACCGGAAACUUAGGAAUGCGGGGAACGUGUUUGUGGUGAGCCUGGCCUUUGCUGACCUCGUGGUGGCCUUCUACCCCUACCCAUUGGUGCUCUACGCCAUCUUCCAUGACGGCUGGUCGCUGGGAGAGACACAGUGCAAAGUCAGUGGUUUCCUGAUGGGCCUGAGCGUCAUUGGCUCCAUCUUCAACAUCACCGGCAUCGCCAUCAACCGCUACUGUUACAUCUGCCACAGCUUUGCCUACGACAGGCUGUACAGCUACCGCAAUACCCUCUUACUGGUGGGGCUCAUCUGGCUUCUCACCAUCCUGGCCAUCAUACCAAACUUCUUCGUAGGGUCGCUCCAGUACGACCCCAGGGUGUAUUCAUGUACCUUUGCCCAGGCCGUCAGUACAUCGUACACCAUCACCGUGGUGGUGAUUCAUUUCUUUGUGCCCAUAGCUGUGGUUACCUUCUGCUACCUGAGGAUCUGGAUCCUGGUCAUCCAGGUGAGGAGGAAGGUGAAGUCAGAGGUGAAGCCCCGACUCAAACCCAGCGACAUGCGCAACUUCAUCACCAUGUUCGUGGUGUUUGUGCUCUUUGCCAUCUGCUGGGCGCCACUCAACUUCAUCGGUCUGGCCGUGGCCAUCGACCCAGAGACGGUGGCGCCACGGAUCCCCGAGUGGCUGUUCGUGGUCAGCUACUUCAUGGCGUACUUCAACAGUUGCCUUAACGCCAUCAUCUACGGCCUGCUCAACCAGAACUUCCGUAAGGAAUACAAACGGAUUAUCAUGUCCAUGUGGAUGCCUGGUCUGUUCUUCCAGGAGGCGUCACAGGGGGGUACAGAGGGUAUGAGGAGCAAGCCCUCGCCCAGACUGGGACUCAACAACAAUGAUCACGUCAAGGCAGAGGCUUUGUGACGCUGACUCCAAGGUUCUUCUCUCCUCCACUCCUCUCCCCCACUCCUCCCCUAUGGUGUUGUUGGACUUGUUUCUUUUUUCUUCUCUCUCUCUCUUUUCAGUCAUGGAGUUCCAUUUCUCUC
Messenger RNA from Oncorhynchus tshawytscha (Chinook salmon), 1891 nucleotides. Its product is annotated as melatonin receptor type 1B-B-like. The record is from RefSeq and is a predicted model, not a curated record. Gene Ontology annotation, molecular function: melatonin receptor activity. Lineage: Eukaryota; Metazoa; Chordata; Actinopteri; Salmoniformes; Salmonidae. Gene Ontology annotation, cellular component: membrane. The transcript is spliced from 3 exons. Gene Ontology annotation, biological process: G protein-coupled receptor signaling pathway.